Cygnus olor (mute swan) is the source of this 3059-nucleotide messenger RNA. RefSeq names its product UDP-glucuronosyltransferase 1A1-like. The transcript has 5 exons. Lineage: Eukaryota; Metazoa; Chordata; Aves; Anseriformes; Anatidae. The record is from RefSeq and is a predicted model, not a curated record. Bases 730 to 2304 code for a protein of 524 amino acids. Gene Ontology annotation, molecular function: UDP-glycosyltransferase activity.
AACAAGGGAAAGGCAGGAGUCAUUCCCAGCUGCCUGCGUGACUUGUGCUCACAUGCCCGUAGCUGCUAAUUGGUGCUGCCUGCCUGCACGUGAGGCUAACUGAGCCACAGGCUAAACCUGGGCUCUUAUUGCUUUCCAUGAACACUUAACUCUAUGGCUCAGUAACACUAGUUGCUUGCACUCCGUGGCAUUACAGCAGUCAGCCAACACUGAGCAGAGCAGAUUUACCCGGCAGCUUGCAGUCCCCUACCUCCCAGCCUGCUGUGCUCAGAGGCAAGAAGGGUGAACAGGAGAGACUGCUGCUGUGGUUUGGGUAAGGAAUACGAGAUGAGGUGGGGUCUGCAUGGCUGGGCUGCUGAUGGUAAGAAGGAUCAUCAGUCAGUGGUCCUAGUAUGGGACAAAGAAGAGAAGGCUGAAGCACUGAGCUGAGGUCACAGCUUGGGAGAGCCAAGUUUACGGCAGAAGACACACCUUUCUCAUGUUUGUGCAAACCAGCUUUUGAAGAACAAAACCCAGUUCAACCUUUUGUAAUAAUUAAUCUUCCAACGUAAAUCCCAUUGCGUGCAAACUGCUAAACACAUGAAAUGUGCGGCAAGUCAAAAAGGGCAAAGGUAUCGUGAAAAAGCAUUGCCAAGUGGUGUAUUUGCGUAGGUGGAUCAUAGCUACAAAAGCUUGCGAACCACCCCUGGCCUCUCUCUCACUUGGGCUCCUGUCUGUUCAACUCCAAACAUGCUGGUGGCUGUGCUGCUCCCCUUCUUGUGCUGCCUGGGUACUGCUGCUGCUGGGAAGCUGCUGGUGAUCCCGAUGGAGGGCAGUCACUGGCUCAGCAUGAAGGAAGUGCUGAUUGAGCUGAGCAAGAGAGGGCAUGAAAUAAUUGUCAUGGCACCAGAGAUGAAAACGCUCGUAGAAUCUUCAGAGUGGUACACACUGAAAACAUACCCUAUACCUUUCAAACAGGAAGAGAUGGAAGAACUUCUGCAUUCACUUAUUGCAAACAGUUUUAAUGAGCAGCCUUUUAUUUCCAGAUUUUGGAAUAUUUGGGAGCUUUUUAAAAAGAGUUCUGCCGUCUUUGAAGCUGCUUGCAGUUCCCUACUGCACAACAAAGAGAUGAUGAAAUUUAUUGAAGAAGGCAAAUUUGAUGUACUAUUUACAGAUCCUGUGACACCGUGUGGACAAAUAAUUGCUUUGCAUUUUUCUAUUCCUACUGCUUUCUUCUUGCGGGCUAUUCCAUGUGCUAUAGACAUUCACGCCGCUCAGAGUCCAGACCCACCAUCCUACGUCCCACGAAUGUUCUCCCUCAAUACAGACCAUAUGACAUUUCCUCAGAGAGUCAAGAAUGUACUGAUCACCAUUUCAGAGGCUUUCACCUGCAGAAUUAUCUUCUCACCAUUCGAAAGACUGGCCUCAGACUUUCUGCAAAAGCCAAUCACAGUUACAGAGCUUUUAAGCCAUGGAUCCAUUUGGCUGAAGAGACUUGACUUUGUCUUUGACUAUCCCACACCCAUGAUGCCCAAUAUGAUUUUCAUUGGAGGCAUAAACUGUGGACGGAAGAAGCCGUUAUCUCAGGAAUUCGAAGCCAUCGUGAAUGCUUCUGGAGAGCACGGCAUUGUUGUCUUCUCACUGGGCUCCAUGGUCUCUGACAUUCCUAUGAACAAAGCCAGAGAAAUCGCAGAUGCUUUGGGAUCAGUCCCUCAGACGGUUUUGUGGCGAUACACAGGAGAGGUGCCCUCCAACCUGCCGAAGAAUGUAAAGCUUGUCAAAUGGCUGCCACAGAAUGAUCUUCUAGCUCACCCUAAGACUCGUGCCUUUAUUACCCACGGAGGCUCACAUGGUGUUUAUGAGGGUAUAUGCAAUGCAGUGCCAAUGGUACUAAUGCCUUUGUUUGGAGACCAGAUGGACAACGCGAAGCGAGUAGAGUCACGGGGAGCAGGACUGACACUGAAUAUACUUGAAAUGACCUCAGAAGACAUGUCUAACGCCUUGAAAACAGUUAUUAAUGAUAAAAAGUACAAGGAGAACAUCAAGCGUCUCUCAGAACUUCACCUCGACAGGCCCAUCCACCCUCUGGACCUGGCCGUGCACUGGGUGGAGUUCGUCAUGAGACACAAAGGAGCUCCACACCUGCGACCUGCUGCUCAUGACCUGAACUGGAUCCAGUAUCACUCCCUGGAUGUCAUCGCCUUCCUCCUGGCCGUGGUGUUCCUCUCUCUCUUUAUUUCUCUGAAGUGCUGCAUGUUCUGCUGCCGCAGGUGCUGCUUUAAGAAGGGAAGAACAAGCAAGCCAACCAAAUCAAAGUCCCACUAGUGGAUGAAAACAGUGGUGGGAGACAAGACCUCUGCUCCAGACCAGAAGGAUCAGAGAACAUCUCAAAUUUCACUAAAAUAAUUACUGGUUUCCAAUCAGGAAAUAAUAUCAUUCUUUUAAACUAGUGCCGCAGGAAGAGUUGUUUCAUUGAUAUAAUUUUUAUCUUUAAUUAAGAAUUAGUUUUUUUAAAAUAAUGUGUAUAAUAGUACUUCAGUCACUUGGGAAGAUACUGUUGUGAAGUCCAAGGCUCCUGGCUUCCACUUCUUGGUGUACAGAGGACUCAUGGUGACAUUUUUUUAACCUCUAUUUGUAAGGGAGACAUACAGGGAUUUUUCACAAGCCCUUUCCCUUCAUAAGGGCUUUGGGAGAACCACUUGCUCUAGUGUAAGACUGUCAGGUUUAUCAAGCACUUUGAAAUCCUUCUACAGCUGUUGUUAUAGAAGAGGCAAAUGUUGUAAUCUGACAUUAUGUGUCACAUAAGCCAAGCUAGAUGCACAUCUUAAAUGGGCUUUGUGUGUGUUUACAAUACCCUGAGCUUGAUUAAGGCUUCAGCAUGAAAGUGGUUUUAAAGCCACUGGUGUUUCACCAAGUUGACCAGAGUUCUGUAUCUGGAGCUUACCAGUUGGGUGAUGUGAUCUGUGGAAGUAUUUUUAAAAACCCAUCUGAUUUUGUAAAUGAUGCUAAAGACCCAAACCUCAGCCCUAUAAAUAAAUCCCCACUACUAACAAUAAUGGUCCAUGUGUUUUCUGGCUUGA